GCAUAUGACCAAAGAGAAGUCGGCAUAACCUUCAAGCCCUUCAAAAACAGAAACAAAUGGAGGACGUCUCUGAACUUCUUCUUCUCAGAAUCUUGCCUUCUCUUGCUCUUCUUGGAUUACUUUCCUUCAUAUUCCACAUAUGCAGAACAAUCUUGCUUAGGUCGUACACAGUGAAGAGGAAGCUACACAUGCAAGGUAUCAAAGGGCCUUCUCCUGUUUUUCUUUAUGGGAAUCUCGUUGAGAUGCAGCAGCUCCAGCUCAAGGCAAGGAAACAUGUUUCUCCAAGUCAUGCUCAGAUUGUAGCUCAGGAUUACAAUUCCAUUGUUUUCCCUUACUUCGACCACUGGAGAAAAGAAUACGGUCCAAUAUACACAUAUUCAACAGGGUUUAAGCAACAUUUGUAUAUUACCGACCCUGAAUUAGUGAAGACCAUGAGCCUUUGUAAUACUUUGGACUUAGGCAAGCCUCCUUAUGUGACUAAGAGAUUUGCACCCAUGUUCGGCAAUGGCAUUAUGAGGUCCAAUGGUCACUUCUGGGCUUUACAAAGGAAAAUUGUCGCACCAGAAUUUUUCAUGGCCAAAGUCAAGCAGACCAUGGUAGGGCUAAUGGUGGACUCAACACAGCCAUUGCUAAGAGAGUGGGAGGAGAGAAUUGAAAUCCAAGGUGGUCUCCAAGCAGAAAUCACAGUUGAUGAUGAUUUGAAAGGCCUCUCAGCUAAUGUCAUUGCAAAAGCUUGUUUUGGUAGUUCUUAUUUCAAAGGGAAUGAGAUUUUCUCCAAGCUUAGAACUCUCCACAAAGCCCUUGCCCACAGAAGCACCCCUUUUGGCUUCACAUGUUUUCGCAAAAAUUAUAAAGAGAUCAACAGGUUGGAAAGAGAGAUUGAGUCCUUAAUCUGGGAUACAGUUCAAGAACGCCAAAAGCAGGGCUCAAUGAAGAAGGAUCUAAUGCAGCUAAUACUUGAAGAGGCUGUCAAUAAUUCUAAUGGAGGGAAGCUUUCUCCAAGGAAAUUUUUAGUAGAUAAUUGCAAGAGCUUAUACUUUGCCGGACAUGACACAACUGCUAUUUCUGCUUCUUGGUGUUUGGUUCUUCUUGCUUUACAUCCAGAGUGGCAAUCUAGAAUCCGAGAAGAGAUCACUCAGAUUUGCAAUGAAGGAUCAGUAGAUGCAAAUUCAUUGCCUAACUUCAAGAUGGUCACCAUGGUGAUUCAGGAGGCCAUGAGACUGUUCCCACCAGCAGGAUUUGUAGUAAGAGAGGCACUUGAGGAGGUCCAAAUUGGAAACAUCACAAUUCCAAAGGGCGUGUGCAUAUGGACUCUGAUUUCAACCUUGCACAGAGAUCCUACCAUGUGGGGACCAGAUGCUAACGAGUUCAGGCCUGAAAGGUUCGCUGAUGGGGUCUCAAAAGCUUGCAAAUUUCCCCAAGCUUAUAUCCCAUUUGGACUGGGGACUCGUCUGUGUGUUGGUCGAAACUUUGCCAUGGUGGAAUUGAAAAUUGUUAUCUCCUCCAUUGUAUCAAAGUUCAAAUUCUCGUUGUCUCCCAAUUAUGUUCAUUCUCCCGUUUUUAGAAUGCUUGUUGAACCUCAACAUGGUUUACAGCUUCUAAUCCAAAAGGCUUAGAAGAUUAGUUGUGUUGGGAAAUACAUUAGCAGAUAGACUAAACUGUGUUCAUAAUUGUGUUUAGCGAUAAUAUUUAGUAUUUAAAUUAAAUUAAUC
This is a messenger RNA of Manihot esculenta (cassava), 1712 nucleotides long. Its product is annotated as cytochrome P450 714A1. The record is from RefSeq and is a predicted model, not a curated record. Gene Ontology annotation, molecular function: iron ion binding; monooxygenase activity; heme binding. The transcript has 5 exons. Lineage: Eukaryota; Viridiplantae; Streptophyta; Magnoliopsida; Malpighiales; Euphorbiaceae. The coding region runs from base 57 to 1616 and encodes 519 amino acids.